CCAACUAGUAAAACUUGUAAGUGUGUGUAUCUGUGUGGGCUUGCUUAAUCAUCGUUUUCGAGAGCGGAAGGUGGUCCCGCGCAUGCGUCUGACAUUUUUCGGCCAUAUUGUUAUGACGCAUACAAGAUCAUAGGUCUCCGCCAGUGACGACUCUGCUCACAGUUGACGUGGCUACUACGUACCAUCCCGUUCGCCCACUCCGGACGCAGCAUAGACGGUGACGAGGAAUACGUAACUGGACUUUCCUGUGAACAGCUUUCUUAUCGGAAUCAUAAUACCUAUGAUGUGAAUCUGUUUUGAAACUGAACUAUUCUGACAAGCAAGGCAUACACAGAUUGUUGACCUUGAAUAUUUUAGGUGACCCUAUUGGAAUGGACGGAAUGGUGGAAGAGAAUGGCUCAUCUGGAGGAGCGGGUUCUGGAGAUCCUCUGGGGAAUGCGGGCCCCGCCGCGGCCAGCUCCACGCCGCAUGUAGUCGCCGUGACCAGCAUUGUUCAACUUACGCUCCCCUCGCAGGCGCCGUCAGCUCAGGUUCAGUCUGUAAUUCAACCAAAUCAACAGUCUGUUAUACAAACAGCAUCCAAUAUUCAGUCUGUGCAGUUACCAAAAGGAAAUGUCAUUCUUGUAAGCAAACCAAGUUCUGUAAUACAUACCACCCAAGGGACAUUACAAACUUUACAGAUAAAACCAGAACCUAACACAUUAGUAAGCUCUCAAGGACAGUCUUGCAGUGACGAGAGUUGCAGUGAUGAUGAAGGGCCCAAAAGGAAAUACAGGGAAAUGCUGACAAGGCGUCCAUCAUACAGAAAGAUAUUAAAUGAUCUUGGAGGAGCUGAAAUUGCAGAAAAUCGCAUGGGAACUAAACCAGGAUGCGAGAAUGAAGUGUCGCUGUCAUCUCCUUUGUCCUUUGCGCCAGGUCAGUUAAAUGUGCUGCUGCUGACACUACUUUGUUUCUGUGUGCAACAUGUGUCACUAACCUGUUACAUCUUAAUUAUCCUCCUACAUAGCUCAUAACUAAAUUCAGCUUCA
This is a messenger RNA of Ostrinia furnacalis (Asian corn borer), 1028 nucleotides long. Its product is annotated as cyclic AMP-responsive element-binding protein 1-like. The record is from RefSeq and is a predicted model, not a curated record. Lineage: Eukaryota; Metazoa; Arthropoda; Insecta; Lepidoptera; Crambidae. Gene Ontology annotation, molecular function: DNA-binding transcription factor activity, RNA polymerase II-specific; RNA polymerase II cis-regulatory region sequence-specific DNA binding; protein binding. The coding region runs from base 372 to 1013 and encodes 213 amino acids. Gene Ontology annotation, cellular component: nucleus; transcription regulator complex. Gene Ontology annotation, biological process: regulation of transcription by RNA polymerase II. The transcript is spliced from 5 exons.